Paramuricea clavata is the source of this 681-nucleotide messenger RNA. The record is from the annotation of a GenBank genome assembly. Lineage: Eukaryota; Metazoa; Cnidaria; Anthozoa; Malacalcyonacea; Plexauridae.
AUGGAUAACUCGAGCGAGCCCGAUGAUGGCGACAAAUUUUGGGAAACAUGUUAUUUUUACACAGAUAAAUUACGAAUGAUCACUGGCUUCCCAUCCAACGUGUAUUACAUAAACUACAUUAGCGUAUUGAUUUGUAAUAUUCUCUUGACAGUAUUAACAAUAUUUUUGAAUUCAGUCACAAUUCUGGCUUACAUAAGAUCUACACAGCUUCAAAGCAAGAAGUCGUAUUUCUUAAUCAUGUUGUUAUCUGUUAAUGAUCUUUUGGUCGGGGUGUUUGGCAAUACAAGCUUCAUACUAGUUCUUGCUAUGGAGAUAAUCGGACAUCCAAAAUGUGAAAUCUCGAUUGCAUUUCAAUUUUUAGCGUUCUACACGGCUGCUAUGAGCAUUAUGACUCUUUUUGGACUAAACAUUGAACGCUAUUUAUCCAUCUUGUAUCCGUUUUAUCACCGUACGAAAGUCACCAAAUCAAGAUUACUGAAAAUGGUCGUAGGGUUUUGGUUCUUCAUUGUAACACUGCGCUUAUCCCAAUUGGCUUUUGGUAAAAUUAUUAAUACAACGAUUAGUAUCGUACUUGUUUUCGUCGCUUUCGUCACGCUGUAUAUUUACGUUAGAAUAUGCAUCGCAAUACGAAGGCGGCCGCGGGUAGCGGAAACGCGGGAAAGGGAGGGACGUGGUACGGAG